AUAACCAAAGCAAGUCGAAAGGGCCUGAUUUACAGGAACAGCUGAUUCGGUAAAAACAUCACAUCGAGCGAAAAACCGGAGAGGUAGCGGCGUAAGCUGGAUUGUGGGUAGCUGAGCAGAUUCAGCAGAUAAACAUUGAGUGUCUAAACAUGAAGAGGAAAUGUACCCCAGAAGCCUCUGUUGCUGAGAAAAAAAGUAAAAAAAAGACCUUUAAUAAAAACGGGGGUAAGGAAGGUGCUGGUGAUAAAAACAAUCACAGUUUACCUUUAAAGAGCUUAAAAAACAAAAGAAAAAUUGAAGGAGAAUCCUCGUCAGGGUCCUCGAGCAAUGAUGCUGAUUCACCAAUAACUAAUAAGUCAAAAAGUAUUUAUAGUGCAAAGUCAUUUAACCAAAAGGAUGAAACAAACUUGCCAAUAAAUAGAGAUUUAUCAGAAUCACCAUCUGAUCUGCAGCCCUUACAAUAUUUAAAGAACUCAAGCUCCCCGAAAAGUGAAACUACUAAACAGAAAAAAGGGAAAAAAAGAAUUACUCUGCUGGAGCACCUAGUAGAAAGUUUCGCUAAGCCUGGAGUAUUAAAAAAUUCAAAACUAAAACAUUCGAAAAACAUUCCCGAAGUAAAUGGAGGGCCACAAGAAAAUAGCUCCCCACUACUAAAGAAAAUCAAAAAGAAGGUACGGAUUGAUGAAACUGAAUCUCUAAAAUACAAGCGUGAAAUUGCUGAAUCAGAACACCACUUCACCAAAAAAGAACUCCCAGCAAAAAUAAUAAAAUCAAAAUUAAAUAAGAACCUCACAGAAGAAGUUAAAGUCAAUAAAACUAAAACAACUAAACCACCAAUUGUGAACCUUCUGGAAUCAUCAACAAAUAAAACUGAAGAUUUUAUUGAUGAUUUUUGCUUGGCUGUACCUCAGCACAAGAAUAAGGGAAAAACCAUUAAAAAAGAAAAAUCUGAAAGCCCAUGUGCGGGUUGUAAUACACUAGAAUGCUCAUGCAGUGUUAUCACAAUAAAAAGUGAAGAUUCAAACAGUUCAAAUAAAUGGAAAACAGAUCCAGGAGCUGAAGAAAUAUGUUCAUGCCAGACGCUUCCAUGCAUGUGCAAUAUUAAGAAUGAGAAUAAUAGUUUCGAAGCAGAAGAACCAAAAUUGGAGGUGGCUCUUGGUUUUGAUGUUGACAACUCUUCCUCUGGAGAAUCAGAUCUAGAGGUGUAUUAUAUUAAUAAAAGGGCUGAGAAGGAGGCUGAGCUUAAAUUGAAACAGUCGCAGUCUGAAUUGAAAAAAAAUGGGGUUCAACUAAUGCCCAAAGAAGACCAGUUACUAUUGGCUCAACGAAUAGAAGAAUUUAUCCCUGAGGGGGACACAAAAAGUUACACAUACAGGCUCCAAAAUAUCGAUUGGUCCAAAAUUGCAUUCAGAAAUUACUCCUUGGAAGAUUGCCAGAAAGUAUGGGGUCUUUUACUGAAAAAGGUGAGACACUACCGGUUACUGUCGGAGAUAACACAUGACAUCAAAAAUGUCAUUGAAUUAUAUGAUAUGAAGAAGUCAAAAAAAACCAACAAGCACCCUGAAAUGCCUAAGAGGCCACUGUCUUCUUAUUUUCUCUUUUACAUACGAAAGAGGGACAAAGUGAGGAGAGAGCACCCAAACAUUGAAGCAAUUGAACUAAAUAAAUUCAUCAGUGAAAUGUUUCAAAACUUGCCUGCCGAAAAGAAGCAAAAGUAUGAGAUGCUUGCCGCAAAAAAUCGAGAAGAGUACAAAAUUCAAAUGGAGGAAUUUUAUACUAGACAUCCAGAAUUUCGUAAGGUGGCAAUAAAAAGGGAGCCAAAAGAACGAAAAGAAAAACCACCAACGAAGCCUGAGAACCCAUAUAGAUUGUUCAUGCAGUCCGAGUUGGAAAGAGAGGAAAUCGCAGAAGAGGAUAAGGCUGAAUUUAAAGAAGUCUGUCGCGAAAAAUGGAGACAAAUGCCUGAUAGCAAAAAAUUAGAUUGGAUCCUCCAGGCUGAGAAACAGUUGGUGCAAUACGAAGAAGAACUGAAAGAAUAUAUGUCCAGACAUCCAGAAUAUACUCCAAAGAAAAUGUCAAGCAAGCCGUUUUUGUCAAGACAAGAGCAGAACUUGAAAGAGAAACUUGCUGGUAAGCCUAAGAAGCCACCGACAUCAGCCUAUAGUCUUUUUGUAAGCCUGACAAUCCAGAGCAAUGAUGCGCAAGACAUCCCCUCUCGUGAACGAUGGGCUUACACUUCAGCCAAAUGGAAAGCCAUGACUGAAGCAGAAAAGGAUCAAUAUAAAAUUCUUUUGACACAAGUUACCGAACAAUACCAGAAAGAAUUUAAGACUUAUCUAGAUUCACUACCGGAAGAAAAAAGGCAAGAAGAGAUCCUGAAAAAUCUUCCAAAAAGAAGAGAAAAGAAAAAAAAAGCACGAAGCACCUCUUCUGUAUCUGCCUCGUCAGGACCGUCAUGUUCUGGUUUGGGUCAGUUUGUUUUUGAUGAUCGUGAUCAGCCAUCAACAUCAAGAGGCGUUAGACCAAAGAGUGGAAAAGGUUCUGGUCCAAAGGGGUCUAAGACUAAGCAAAAGGUCCCGUAUCCUGUACCUCCGCCAAGGUCGGCUUAUAAAUAUUUUUCGGAAAAACACAAGGGCCCGAAUCCUAAAGAAGCAUGGAAAAGCUUGUCUUGUACAGAGAGGCGACAAUAUAACAAAGAAUUAGACGUUAUAAAAGACAAAUAUAUACAAGACUUUGAAACCUAUUUGAAGAGCCUCGAUAGGGACGAGUUAUCCGUUUUCUGUGCCAAUAGAAACACUCAGGAAGAAGAGUACAGCAGCUCAGACCCAAGCGAAUCAGAGUCUGAAGAAGAAGAGGAAUCCUCGAGUGACGAAGUGGAGGACGAAGUUGGGAACUUGUCAUCCGACGAGGAUUAAGCAAUUACUUAAAGGACCAUAUUAUUAAGUGUUAGAAUAGUUUGGAGAAGUUUGUUACGAAUUUUUCAAUGAGAGUUUAUUAGUAUUUUGUUGAAUUAUGUUUUUAAAAGACAUAAUCAAUUUGUCUAAUCUAACUUAAGGUUUUCGAAAUGAUCCAUGACGUUCCAGAUCUAUGUCCCACGUUGUUAGUUUAGGAGAAUUAGAUCAUUUAAUGUCAACAUGAAGCAUACGAACUGGUUAACUUAUGCUUUGUUUGAUUAAAAAUUGUCUUAGGUUUUAUCACUUAAAUUUAAAAAAGAAUUAAAGUUUUAUUUUAAA
Anthonomus grandis grandis is the source of this 3233-nucleotide messenger RNA. RefSeq names its product nucleolar transcription factor 1-A-like. The record is from RefSeq and is a predicted model, not a curated record. Lineage: Eukaryota; Metazoa; Arthropoda; Insecta; Coleoptera; Curculionidae. Bases 150 to 2915 code for a protein of 921 amino acids. The transcript has 10 exons.